This is a messenger RNA of Entrophospora sp. SA101, 213 nucleotides long. Lineage: Eukaryota; Fungi; Glomeromycota; Glomeromycetes; Entrophosporales; Entrophosporaceae. The record is from the annotation of a GenBank genome assembly.
AUGUCUUAUAAAACGUCUAGACAAGCAGCAUUAACCGUUAAUGGAACACAAUUAGCACGGAAACCAAGUUUAUCAGUCCCUGAUCGUGAUUCAAUACAAUCAUCACAAAAUAAUUAUGAUUCGUACACUGCUAGUCAGAAUGCAAUUAUAAAAUCAGAAGUCAUGGAAAUAGAUGAACAAUUGGAAAAAGAAUUGGGUGCUUUAAUAAUUUAA